Molecule: messenger RNA, 1595 nt
Organism: Menidia menidia (Atlantic silverside)
Lineage: Eukaryota; Metazoa; Chordata; Actinopteri; Atheriniformes; Atherinopsidae
Source: the annotation of a GenBank genome assembly
GCGAUAAAAAUCCAUCUGUUUUGUUUCUGAAUGCUGCUGAAGUGCAGACUCAUUCUGUAUGACAGCAGGAAACAGAAAACAUCAGCGAUGUUUUGGGCUUCUUUCGCUCCUCUGAAGCUAUGCAGGUUAUUCUGUGGCUCUGAGUUCUGUUGGUUUGUUUUUGUUUUUUGAUAAACACCGAAUUCCAGCGUUACCCGUUCCAUAUUAUUCUGCUGAUCUGCGGGGGGAGGCGCCUCCCUCCAUCCUGCGCCGCAUGUUAAUGAAGUUCACGGUGGAGCUCCAGUGACAGCCGGCUGCUGAGCACCAAUCAGAGAGCGCGUUGAUGGAAAUGUGCAGUGUGUUUGAGGCUGUGCAGGCAGGAGCUCUUUGAAGAACCAUGUCAGCUCCUCUUCUGAUGUAGGCAGGGACACCUCUCGUUUUUUUCCACCCGUUUUUUCGCCCCCCGGACACCUUGCGAACAUGCCCGGCCUGACGCGUUCCUCUGGGGGGGCUUUUUUCUCGAGCUCUGCGUUGGAUUUUAUGCUGGAUUUGCUGCAGCUUUUCUCUGCCGCGCGGCAGAACUCAUGAGACCCUCUUCAGAGCGACGGCUUUAUGGACUCGCGUAUUAGCUAAUGAUGUCUGUGGGGUUCAUGCCUGACAGUCUGAAUGGCUCCGAUCCCUCCAAAUCGGCCUUUUUAGAGUUCGGCCACGGACAUCCGGCUCACCAGCAGCAGUCCCCGGGGCUCCCGCACAUUUACUCCGUUCAUGGCCUGCACGCUGCCGGGCAUUCCCAGCACGAGGGUCCUUUCCCGGGCAGCGCGUCCUACGGCCGGCCUCUGGGCUACGCCUACCCGGGCCCCGUGAACACUCACCCCACGCCGGCCUACAUGUCCUACCAGCACAGCAGCCACAACGGAACCGGCGGCCUGCCCCACGCCAGAUUAGAGCACACAGAUCGGGACAAAUCCACGGUGAUCGAGAACAGGGAUAUUCGUCUGGUGAAUGGCAAGGGGAAGAAAAUCCGGAAACCUCGUACCAUCUACUCCAGUCUGCAGCUGCAAGCCCUGCACCAGCGCUUCCAGCAGACCCAGUACCUGGCCCUACCGGAGCGCGCGGACCUGGCGGCCAAGCUGGGGCUCACCCAGACCCAGGUGAAAAUCUGGUUUCAGAAUAAGCGAUCCAAGUAUAAAAAGAUCAUGAAGCACGGCAGCGGACCGGAAGGAGAACACUUCCACAACCCCAGCUCCGUCUCGCCCUGCUCGCCCGCUUUGCCCCAACUGUGGGAGGUCUCCAUGACGGGCAAAGGAGCCCCCGUGCACCCAAACAAUUACAUGAACAGUUUUGGCCCCUGGUAUCCAAACCACCACCCUCACCAGGACGCCAUGUCCAGGCCUCAGAUGAUGUGAGGGGAUAGUUUUUGGAGCGGCACUUCACGCCACGAUGGACUGGUUGCCUCGCGAGGCCUAUCGGAGCUGAACUCUGUUUAAAAGCGUGAUUAACAGACUUUAUUCACUGUGUUUCGUGUGAGCUUUGAUUUCAGUUUGUUUUUCAGAGUUUGCUUUGUCUCUGCAGCUCCUUGUGUGUGCAGCAUAAACAAAACUCUCCAUAAAGGUAUC